AACUCCAUUCCGCCAGAGGGCAGCACUAGUAAAGCUCAAUUUCCCAGUAUCAACCCUAACCGGAAAUCAUAUUCAAGGGAUGCUCCUUUAGCGACUUCUAUGGCUAUAAAAGUUUAUUUAGCUGGUCUUUAAAAUGAAGCUGUAUUGUUUAUCAGGGCAUCCUACAUUACCUUGCAAUGUCCUCAAAUUCAAAUCCACUACUAUUAUGCUGGACUGUGGGCUAGACACCACUUCUGUCCUCAAUUUUCUGCCCCUUCCUCUGGUACACAGUCCAAGGCUGUCCAAGCUUCCUGGCUGGGUGUCCAAAGAUAGUACAAUAAAUCUGGAAAAGGAAUUAAAGGAGUGUGCAGGAAGGGUAUUCGUGGACUCGCAGCCAGAAUUUUGUCUCCCUGAGAGGGAACUGUUAGACCUAUCUACUAUUGAUGUGAUCCUGAUCUCUAACUAUCACUGUAUGAUGGCCCUGCCCUAUAUCACUGAGAACACUGGUUUCACUGGAACAGUGUAUGCCACAGAGCCCACACUGCAGAUUGGCAGACUCUUGAUGGAAGAGCUUGUUAACUUCAUGGAGAGGGUCCCUAAGCCACAGUCUGCUACAUGCUGGAAAAACAAGGAGAUACAAAGACUGCUCCCUGGGUCACUGAAGGAUGCUGUGGAAGUGUGGACGUGGAAAAAGUGCUACACAAUGCAGGAGGUCAACUCUGCCCUAAGCAAGGUUCAACUUGUUGGCUAUUCUCAGAAAGUGGAGUUGUUUGGUGCUGUGCAGGUCUCUCCUCUUAGCUCUGGGUACUCUUUGGGCAGCUCUAACUGGAUCAUUCAGUCUCAUCAUGAGAAAGUGUCCUAUGUGUCUGGCUCCUCUCUACUUACCACACAUCCACAGCCAAUGGAUCAGAGCUCUCUUAAGAACAGCGAUGUUUUGAUUCUAACAGGACUCACACAGAUGCCUACUGCCAACCCAGAUGGCAUGCUGGGAGAAUUCUGCAGCAACCUUGCCAUGACGAUCCGCGCUGGAGGGAAUGUACUGGUGCCCUGUUACUCCUCUGGAGUCAUCUACGACCUGCUUGAGUGUCUGUACCAGUUCAUAGACAGCGCCAAUCUGGGAACCACACCUUUUUACUUCAUUUCACCCGUCGCCAAUAGCUCACUAGAGUUUUCACAAAUCUUUGCAGAGUGGCUUUGUCACAACAAGCAGAGCAAAGUGUACCUCCCUGAACCCCCGUUCCCUCAUGCAGAGUUAAUCCAAACGAAUAAACUGAAGCACUACCCCAGUAUCCAUGGCGACUUCAGCAAUGAGUUCCGGCAGCCCUGUGUGGUGUUCACGGGGCACCCCUCUCUGCGCUUUGGAGAUGUGGUUCACUUCAUGGAGCUGUGGGGAAAGUCUAGCCUCAACACCAUCAUCUUCACUGAACCAGACUUUAACUACCUGGAUGCCCUGGCCCCAUACCAGCCUCUGUCCAUGAAGUGCAUUUACUGCCCCAUUGACACACGCCUCAACUUCCAUCAGGUCUCCAAACUGCUCAAAGAAAUACAGCCCCUCCAUGUGGUGUGUCCGGAGCAGUACACCCAGCCUCCCGUGUCCCAGUCCCAUCGCUCAGACCUGAUGUUGGAGCUACAGCCUCCGCCCAUGCCUUACCGCCGCUGCUCUGUGCUAAACCUCCCCUUUAAGAGAAGAUAUGAACGAGUCUAUAUCAUGCCCGAGUUGGCAAACUCUCUGGUGCCAUGUGAAGUGAAGCCUGGUGUUUCCGUGGCGACAGUCUCUGCAGUGAUUCACUCCAAAGACAAUAAGCACACACUACAGUCAGUGCCCAAGCCCCCUCCAGCCCCGCCCAGUAAGAAGAGGAAGCGCAUUCUGGAGGAGCCCCCGGCCUCUCUGAGCCCUAAAGCUCUGCUCAGUGGAGCUGUGCCUCUGGAAGGAUUUCUGGCCACAUUACAAAAGCAUGGUAUAACAGAGGUGAAGGUGGAGGAGACGGGGGAGGGGCACAUUCUGCACCUCCAGGAGCAGGACACUCUGAUCCAGCUGGACGAGGACGGAACACACAUUGUCUGUGACAACAAUGAGCCUCUGAGGACCACUCUGAGAGACCUGGUGCUGCGCUUCCUCCUCAAACUCUGACCAAAACUUCCAUCUUUUCCCUGGACUAGAGACAGAUUUAACCUUAACACAGACACUUGGCUGAUCCACAUCCUCCUUCUCAGAACUCCUAACCAUAAUCUUCUUGAUCU
Boleophthalmus pectinirostris (great blue-spotted mudskipper) is the source of this 2220-nucleotide messenger RNA. RefSeq names its product integrator complex subunit 9 (gene ints9). Bases 134 to 2110 code for a protein of 658 amino acids. NCBI's taxonomy places the organism in Eukaryota, Metazoa, Chordata, Actinopteri, Gobiiformes, Gobiidae. Gene Ontology annotation, biological process: snRNA processing. The record is from RefSeq and is a predicted model, not a curated record. The transcript is spliced from 17 exons. Gene Ontology annotation, cellular component: integrator complex.